UUAUUGCGUUGUGUCACUGGGCAACUCACAAACGGACAAUUCAAUUUUAAAUUAGCUGACGAAGAGAAGGGAGCUUGUUCUCUUUAGUCUCGAGAAUAAUCUCAUUCCAUGGUAAUGGAGAUUGGAAGUAGGCAAAAUCUAGUAUAAUAAGUCACAGCAUGGGCCAUGAUUUCAAGUUACCUCAUUCAGCCAUUGCUGAAAGAUGUUUUUAUUUAAACAAGUUGUUUGAUGUGUGAAUGAUAGAGGUCCAUAUCAAUGACAGAGAUAUGAUUGGGUAUAUAUAGGUCGUAGAGAUGAUGACCAUAUUGCUGGGUGAAGAUGAUGGGACAGUUUUAUAUCAUGGAUCAGGUGUAUGAUGGUUCAACCUAUUUGCAACCUGGGUUGGAAAAUGAUAGAUUGGCAAUAACAAGGUGUGGGUCGGCUUUUAAUUGGAGACUUCAUGUUUGUAUUUCAACAUGGAAACUGAUUAUCAGUGUGUUGUUUGUGAAGAGUCUUUUCAACAUCUCACUGAUCUAGAAAACCACAAUAAAAUACAUGUUAAAGAAGAGAAAACUGAUGAUACUGACUUAGAUGAACAUUGCACAGUACAUUUUAGUGAAGAGCAAGCAGAUGAUUUUAAAGCAGUUCAUCAGUGCAUUUCAUGUGAUCUGAAAUUUGAAUUGUACUCUGACUUAGAAGAACAUCAUGAAAUUCAUUUGAAAGAAAACUCUGAAGAGAAAACAUUUGAAUGUGAUCUGUGUAGUAAAUCAUUUAGUAAUAAAGACAGCCUACGAUCUCAUAUGAAAAUUCACAACACAGAGAGGCCAUAUAUAUGUGGUGUUUGCAACGCCUCAUUUUAUUUACUAAAUCAUCUGACUGAUCAUAUGCGGAUACAUACUGGAGAAAAGCCUUUCGCUUGUGAUGUUUGUGGAAAAUCAUUUGGACGAAGGUACAGUCGUAACAAUCACAGAAAAACUCAUAGCGAAGAUAAACCAUAUACAUGUGAUGUUUGUGAUAAAUCAUUUCAUUUAAGUAUGCGUCUUAAAGAACAUAUGAAGAAACAUGCAGAAAUUAAACCCUAUGCAUGCAGGAUUUGCAGUAAAAGUUUGAGUAGUGUGAGUAAUCUGAAGGUACAUAUGAGAAGUCAUACGGGUGAAAAACCAUUUGAAUGUGAUAUUUGCCACAAAUCAUUCACUCAAAAAUUUUCUCUUCAUUCUCACAUUAGAACACAACAUACAAAUCCUGGUGAAAAACCCUAUAAAUGUGAGGAAUGUGGUAAAUCAUUUAAUGAAAAGAGUCAUGUUCGACGGCAUAUGAAAAUCCAUUCUGAUGAGAAACCAUUUAAAUGUGAUAUUUGUGACACAUCAUUUAAGCUAAAUGGAAAUUUGCAAAUUCACUUCAAAGGGGCUUGUCAUAGACAUCGUGCACAGGGGAUCUUUAAUCCGACCCGAGAGAAACGAUUUAAAUGUGAUAUUUGCGACAAAUCAUUUACUCAAAAAUUUUCUCUUAAAUCACACACUAGAACACAACAUACAAAUCCUGGUGAAAGACCCUUUAAAUGCGAUUACUGUGAUAAAUCGUUUAAUGAAAAGAGUCAUGUUCGACGUCAUAUGAAACUCCAUGAGAAACCAUUUAAAUGUGAUGUUUAACAUGUAAUAGAUUCGUAAGGGAAAAUGGAGAACUGAAAACUCCCUUAAAAGGGUUUUGUCAAAAAUAUCACGCACAGGAGAACUUUAAACAUUUGACCCAGUAAAUAUGUAAUUUUUGCAGCAUUAAAAUCAAAAAGCCAAGUUUU
This is a messenger RNA of Patella vulgata (common limpet), 1774 nucleotides long. RefSeq names its product zinc finger protein 431-like. Bases 456 to 1628 code for a protein of 390 amino acids. NCBI's taxonomy places the organism in Eukaryota, Metazoa, Mollusca, Gastropoda, Patellidae. Gene Ontology annotation, molecular function: zinc ion binding; nucleic acid binding. The record is from RefSeq and is a predicted model, not a curated record. The transcript has 7 exons.